AUGGUAGAGCCGCGCACAAUCCAGAAAUGGCCCGGGAACGGCACUGUGCCAACGUCACUCUCCUACCGCCGCAACAAGAUAUACUGGGGAUUUCAGACGCAGCAGGAGGAUGAAGACUUAGAAGUCCACGACUGGUUCAAGAUAUUCUUGGAUAAACGGGAAUAUGAAAAAUUCCGUUUGCGUGGGGAGGAUGUUCCACCAUCUCACGCCGAUGUGAAAUCUUACUAUCGAGACUUUUUGAAAAUGCUCUAUGCUCAUAUCAAGAAGAUGCUGGGUACAGAGCUACCCGCCCUGAGCUUCGAAGAUGAGACGAUAGAGUUCAUAUUUUCUGUCCCGACCACCUGGAGUCCUGGUGUAGCAGAGGAUCUGAGAACAUUGGCGCGCGAGGCAGGCUUCGGGCAAGAUGGCGUAAACCACUCUGUGGAGAUCGGCUUGACGGAGGCAGAAGCUGCUGCAGUAUGCACUCUUGGAACCGAGUCCGAAAGAUACACGGAUGGAGACAUAAUGCUUGUUGUCGAUGCUGGCGGUGGGACCACCGACCUGGCCCUUCUAAAGGCAGAAGUGGAACAAGGUAGCAGGCCGACCUUGAAGCAGCUCGAUGAAGUCCGAGGGGACGAAAUUGGAAGUGUAGAGAUCGACGUCGCAUUCGCAAGGUUAGCAGAAGAAAGGCUGCUUCAAGCUGCACCUUAUAUCGGCCUCGAGCCCAGCUCCAUCACUUCAGUCAUUAAGAAAAUGUGCAAGGGUGGGUUUAAGGUGAUCAAAGAGGAAUACGGAACCGAGGACUCUGACCAUCUCCAUGUGCGUGCCAUCGUCAUUCCUGGAAUAGCCGGUCACCUAUCGUCCGAGGCUGGCGAUAUCCAGAAGGGGAAGCUCAUGCUAAAAAUGUCAGACAUGAAACGAAUGUUUGACACCCAGUUGGAAAAGAUGUACAGGUUGAUCGAUUCUCAAUUGAAUCGAAUGCGAACAGUUGCGCCGCACGACCAAGUUAAAUAUCUCGUGCUCUCAGGAGGACUAGGCAGCUCCGAGUAUGUUUUCAAACAAUUGGAGAAGAGAUAUGUCCACGAGCAGCCCAAUGUAUACGCCCCAUAUCUGAGGAUAGUCACCACGAACUAUCCUCAUCUUUCUGUUGUGAAAGGCCUCUUGAUCGAGAGGCUUCAGAAACUGAAGUUUACCAAGUCAGUCCUCAGAGCUCGCAAAUGCCGACAGUCUCUGGGCAUACUUUGCGAACAGUUAUAUGAUCCAGUCAGACACAGGGGGGCCAAAUUGAAAGUCGACCCCACAGACGGCUUAACAUAUGCGGUUGAUCAGAUAAGUUGGUUCAUUCGACAAGGCGAUCUAAUCGAGACGGAGUCUAUCGAACGGGGAUUCCAUCGCAACCUCGCUAAAGGCGCACCUCGCGAACCCUACGAAAGUCGGAUUGUCCUUUGCAACUCGAGAACAGGUCCCUUGCCUUCGAGCAUGAAAGAAGAUGGUGUGGAAUUGUGCUGUGUCAUGAGGUCAGAUCUCACUGCUGUCGAUGUGAAAAAUUUCGAAAAGGUGAAGAAACAUUGGUGGCAGUUGAAGAAGAAGCCUACAUAUUACAAAGUCGUCUAUAACAUCAGAUUCAUGAUCAACGCAGCGAAUAUCGAAAGCGAACUAUGGUUUAACGGGAAGAAGUACAGCACGCCGAACUCAUUCCGAGUGCAGUUCGAGAGCGGCAUGUGGAGGCAGCGUCCGAAGGAGCAUCUUCAGGAGCGGCAGCAGCAACGGGAUUUGGCAUUAUAA
This is a messenger RNA of Cladophialophora bantiana CBS 173.52, 1764 nucleotides long. RefSeq lists its product as uncharacterized. Lineage: Eukaryota; Fungi; Ascomycota; Eurotiomycetes; Chaetothyriales; Herpotrichiellaceae. The record is from RefSeq and is a predicted model, not a curated record. The transcript is spliced from 10 exons. The coding region runs from base 1 to 1764 and encodes 587 amino acids.